Messenger RNA from Acomys russatus (golden spiny mouse), 3546 nucleotides. RefSeq names its product tubulin tyrosine ligase like 3 (gene Ttll3). The coding region runs from base 488 to 3235 and encodes 915 amino acids. The record is from RefSeq and is a predicted model, not a curated record. Gene Ontology annotation, cellular component: cilium. Gene Ontology annotation, biological process: protein modification process; cilium assembly; cilium movement. The transcript is spliced from 14 exons. Lineage: Eukaryota; Metazoa; Chordata; Mammalia; Rodentia; Muridae.
CAGAGCAGUUGCUGAGACUUCCCACUGCCCCUUUCUCCUUUGCAUUUAUACCUUUGGCUUAACUGGUCACCAAAGAGGACAUCCCUAACGGCCUUGCCUGCUGGAAGCCCUUUCAGCUCACUGCAUUUUUCCCUUCCCUUAAACCAGCACCUCUUAAUUUCUUGCUAGCUUUUUGUUCUCCACACACUAUAAGAUCCAUAAGGUCUGGGACCACUUGACAGCCCUUACCCCAGAGUCAGUGUGGGGAUAAGGGACUCUGAUAGUCGCCCCUGUGCACGGUUCAUCCAUCCUCAGUGUCUGGCUCAUCAAGAGUGUGUGCAAGUGAGGCCCAGAGUUACUUCACUACCCCAAGGGCCCACCACUUCUAUGGCGCACUCCACUUAAGUCUGUGCCUGGGCAACGGUCUCCUAGGAGACCGGAAACACAGGGCGGGGCUCGAGAGGGCGCCUGGGCGGAGGCGCCAGUGAGCGAGCCCGCCGAGAGGCGCAUGCAGGGAGUCAGUGCGGCGCUUCUCCUGAGCGCGGGGCAGGUGGUGCCCGCGGCUGCCUGGUACCGCCAGGAGGGCAGCUCGGAGAGGAGCUGGCACCAGAGGCCGCAGCCACCCGAGCUCCACACCAGUUCCCAAUCCCGCUGGCCCUGGGCACGCAGCUCCGAGUUCCGGCCGCUAGGGAGGCUGCAAUGGUCUGGGCCCGCCUCCGCCAGGCCCGAGGGGACUCGCUGUGGGGAUUGCAACCCGUUGCCUGCGCGCCACCUAAGCAGCGCUCACGAGGCGUUCGUGCCUGGUGCUCGGGGCACUGCCGAUCCCCACCGCGUCUGCUCCUUAGUCCCCCAGACCCAGGAUGAGCCCUUGCCUGGUACCCUGCAGCCGCCUCAUGAUUCCCUUCUCUGGCGAGGAUUUUCCAAGAGACCUCACCACAUGGGGCGACUCAGAAACGCCAAAAUCCACGUAGAGAGAGCCGUCAAGCAGAAGAAGAUCUUUAUGAUUCAUGGCCGAUACCCAGUGAUCCGGUGUCUCUUGCGCCAGAGGGGCUGGGUAGAGAAGAAGAUGGUCCAUCCCCCAGGCACCACCCUGCCACCAUCCCAGAAAGAUCUAGACAGCUCGAUGAUGGGCGAUAGUGAUGCCACAGAGGAUGAGGAGGAGGAAGAGAACGAGGACCUUCGUGAGACACAGCUGUUGGACUUCGAAAGUUUUCUGGAACUUGAUGACCUAGAUGGGUUACAUGCCCUGAUGUCCCGCAUGGUUCGAAAUGAGACCCCCUACCUCAUCUGGACCACUCGGCGGGACGUGCUGGAUUGUCGCUUCCUUUCCAAGGAUCAGAUGAUAAAUCAUUAUGCCCGUGCGGGCUCCUUUACUACAAAGGUGGGCCUUUGUCUCAACCUUCGGAAUCUGCCAUGGUUUGACCAGGCUGACGCUGACUCCUUCUUCCCGCGCUGUUACCGCUUAGGGGCAGAGGAUGACAAGAAAGCCUUCAUAGAGGACUUCUGGCUGACAGCUGCCCGCAACGUUCUCAAGCUGGUGAUGAAGUCGGAAGAGACAAGAGAGGCAGAGGCCCUCCUCGAAGACACACAGUCCAAGAAACAGGAAAAUAAGGCAGUGACAGUGUCCCCAGACUUUGUGGAUGAGGCUCUGAGUGCAUGCGAGGAGCACCUUAGCAGCAUGGCCCAUAAAGACAUCGACAAGGACCCCAGUGCCCCACUGUACUUCAGCCCUGAGGGUUGGUCCCUCUUCCUCCAGCGCUACUACCAAGUAAUCCAUGAAGGGGCAAAACUCAGAUACCUGGAGGCCCAGGUCCAGCGCUGUGAAGACAUCCUGCAGCAGCUUCGGGCCGUGGUACCCCAGAUAGAAAUGGAAGGGGAUCGAAAUAUCUGGAUCGUGAAGCCAGGAGCCAAGUCCCGUGGCCGAGGGAUUAUGUGCAUGGACCACCUGGAGGAGAUGCUGAAGCUAGUGGACUGCAACACCAUGCUGAUGAAGGACGGCAAGUGGGUCGUGCAGAAGUACAUCGAGCGGCCGCUGCUCAUCUUUGGCACCAAGUCCGACCUGAGACAGUGGUUCCUGGUGACUGACUGGAACCCACUCACUGUGUGGUUCUACCGAGAGAGCUACAUCCGCUUUUCCACACAGCCCUUCUCCCUGAAGAACCUGGACAACUCUGUGCACCUGUGUAACAACUCCAUCCAGAAACACUUGGCGGCGUCUUGUAACCGGCACCCAUUGCUGCCCCAAGACAACAUGUGGUCCAGCCAGAGGUUUCAGGCCCACUUGCAGGAGGUGGGCGCCCCAAAUGUCUGGUCCAGUGUCAUCGUGCCUGGCAUGAAGGCUGCUGUGAUCCACGCCCUGCAGACCUCCCAAGACACUGUGCAGUGCCGGAAGGCCAGCUUCGAGCUCUAUGGGGCCGACUUUGUGUUUGGGGAAGACUUCCGGCCCUGGUUGAUUGAAAUCAAUGCCAGCCCUACCAUGGCACCUUCUACAGCCGUCACUGCCCGCCUCUGUGCUGGUGUGCAAGCAGAUACACUACGUGUGGUCAUCGACCGGAGGCUGGACCGCAGCUGUGACACGGGAGCCUUUGAGCUCAUCUAUAAGCAGCCUGCUGUGGAGGUGCCCCAGUACGUGGGUAUCCGGCUCAUAGUGGAAGGCUCUACGAUCAAGAAGCCCAUGGCAGCAGGCCAUCGGCGGACAGGGGUCCGCUCAUCACUCCCUCAUCUGCUGACCCAGCAAGGCUCUGGGGAAGGCAAGGACUCAGGAUCCCCUACCCACAGGUCAGCUCCUAGGAAAGAUACUGGAUCCAGGAGCCUCGGACACACUGAGAAGCAAGACUCUACUGCCACCACCUCGGCCCCCGGAAAGGGGAAGAAAGCCCUUCCCUAUCUCCCUAGCCUCCAUGCCGAGGCCUGCCUGCCUUCUCCCUGCGUGCUCCGACCCCAGGGCAAGGUCCUCAGACUGCAGCAUGGCCAAAUGGUGGGCUCUAAGGCUCUGCCAGCCACAGGCAAGGCCUUGAUGCCUCUACCUACUGCCAAAGUUCUGAUGUCCUUCCCACCUCACCUUGACCUCAAGCUUGCACCCAGCAUGCUGAAGCCAGGAAAGGUGGGCCUGGAUCUGUGCCUCACACCCUGGCGGGUAGUGCUGAACAGUGGGAUUGGGGCUGAAGGGCACAGGCACAGGGCAGCGCCCAGACCAUGCAGCACCCCAGGGAAGGGCUUCUCUUCCCCAGAACCCUGUUCCAAGACAGAGGCCUGAUCAUCUCUCUCCCCUCCCCUCCUUUACACCGAGGCUGCUAUUCCCUUGCACCUUCGAGGCUCCCACUUUGGAAGUGCCUUGUGGCCUCUGCCCUUUGAAGCUGGACCUCUUCCUAGCACCCACAGAGAAGUCAAGGCCAAAGGCAAGUUCAAGGCCAGACUCUGCGACAAACCCAGGGCUGAGGCAUACCCCGAGAAGAGGCUGAGCCUCCCCAAACCUUUCACCCUUGAUGUCCCAGAGUCUGGGGACCAUGGGAGCUAUGAGGCUAGCGAAACCCCUGCUCUGAUCUUCACUGCCCCAAUCCUGGAUCC